AUGGUAUAUGUCCACAGCGGCGAUCGUAAUCCCGUCAAAUGUCGCGCUUUAUUAGACACGGGCUCCACUGCAAAUUUUAUUUCUGAGUCGAUCAUAUCACGUUUAGGCAUACAAGCAGACGCACAUUCAUUGCCAAUUAGUGGAAUCAAUGCAACGAGUUCCGAAUCCAAGGGUUGGGUGCUCGCUGGUAGUACGACGUUGAACGACUCACCAAAAUCUUUCUUGUGCGGCCUAACGAGCCUCGAAAGCCAAAUAGCUAAAUUUUGGACGAUCGAAGAGAUAACAACUAUAAAACCAAAAUCCGAAGAAGAAAUUAAAUGCGAAGCACAUUUCGUGAAAAAUACUAUUAGAGAUAUAACCGGACGCUACGUGGUUCGUUUACCAUUCCGUGAAUCAAUUAAUCGCCUUGGUGAUUCACAAACGGUUGCGCUUAAACGCUUUUCAGCAUUGGAACGUAAAUUUCACGGAAAUGAGUCUAUGAAAAAUGAAUACACACGCGUAAUGGACGAAUAUAUAAGUUUAGGACACAUGUCGGUAGUAAAAAAUCCGGAUGAUGUCGGUUUCUACAUGCCCCACCAUGCAGUAGUUAAAGAGUCGAGCUGUACAACUAAACUUCGAGUAGUCGUCGACGCGUCUGCGAAAUCGAACAAUAAUACAUCUUUGAAUGAUCUUUUAAUGACAGGGCCCACGAUACAAGACACACUAUUUGCAUAUUUAAUUCGUUUCCGUAAGUACAGAUACGUUAUAACUGCUGACAUUGAGAAAAUGUACCGGCAAGUAUUAGUACACGAAGACGAUAGACGAUUUCAGAGAAUUCUUUGGCGUAAGGCAGGUAAAAUAGAAACAUUUCAAUUGAAUACGCUCACAUUCGGCGUUUCCUCUUCCCCAUUCCUGGCAAUUAGAACGAUACAAAAACUCGCAGAUGACGAAUGUUACAUCUAUCCUAGGGCAGCCGAAGUUCUGAAAAAUCAUUUAUAUGUCGAUGACUUGUUAUCGGGUGCCGAGACUCUCAAGGAGAUUCGGAAAAUUAGAGAUGAUAUAAUCGCUCUAUUGAAAAAGGGUGGUUUCGCUAUUAGACAGUGGGCAUCUAAUAACUCGCGCGCGAUCGAUGAUUUGUCAGAUAACGCAUUACAUGCCAAUUUCGUUUUAGACGGAGAUUACUCGUUAAAGACAUUAGGUAUUUCUUGGAGUACACGCGACGAUAAAAUAUGCUAUACGACACAACCGAUUAAAAUAACGGGUAUGGUGACUAAGCGGAAGAUUUUAUCAGAAAUCGCAAAGCUGUUCGAUCCAUUGGGAUUAUUAGGACCGGUGAUUUUACACGCUAACCGAUUGAUGCAAGAUGUGUGGCGAUGCGGAACACAUUGGGACGAAUCUGUUCCGCAAAGUCUACAUACAGAAUGGUCAGAAUUUGUUCAACAAUUGGAUUCGAUAC
This is a messenger RNA of Vollenhovia emeryi, 1435 nucleotides long. RefSeq lists its product as uncharacterized. Lineage: Eukaryota; Metazoa; Arthropoda; Insecta; Hymenoptera; Formicidae. Gene Ontology annotation, molecular function: aspartic-type endopeptidase activity. Gene Ontology annotation, biological process: proteolysis. The annotation marks the transcript as partial. The transcript is spliced from 2 exons. The record is from RefSeq and is a predicted model, not a curated record.